Molecule: messenger RNA, 626 nt
Organism: Procambarus clarkii (red swamp crayfish)
Lineage: Eukaryota; Metazoa; Arthropoda; Malacostraca; Decapoda; Cambaridae
Source: RefSeq, a predicted model, not a curated record
GGCGAACUCGUGGAGCUCAUGAAGAAAGCCAAUAAGACCAAGGAUUUCAGCGAACUAGACGAGACGAUUCGUUCCAAGAUUCCCAAGUAUAUCUACAACGGCGGCGAGGGCAAGUGUCUGCCUAUUCAUCAACUCGUCCUCAGGCGCAACAAGGAGAGACCGCCUAGCAAAGAGAUCACUCCGCCCAAGGUGCUUCCUGACGAGGAGUCGGUGGCCGGGAGGUACCUGCCUCGGAAGAUGGAACCAGACAGAGCCGCGGACUUCACCACGUACCGGUACGUGUGCUGGGACCUGAAACACGUGGGGGCUGUGGGCGAGACGGUGCUCCACCUGUGUGUACUCAACGCCACCUCCGUCCACAACGACCUCGCUAAGAGGCUCAUCCGACACUUCCCCAACCUCAUCAACGACAUCUACCUCUGUGAUGAGUACUAUGGGGAGAAUGUGCUGCACAUCUCCAUCGUGAACGAGGAUCCGGCGAUGGUCAAGUUCCUGCUCGACAACGGCGCCAACUACCACGAACGCUGUCUGGGUAACUUUAUGUGUCCCGAGGACCAGAAGACCUCCAGGUGUGACUCCCUCGACCACGAGUGGGUCGACCUCUGCCUGCCCACCAACUAUGAAGG